AAAUUCAGACUUCUACACGACAAGUGCUUCAACAACAUCCACCACUAUGUCAACAGCGACUGCAUCUCCUACAUUAACAAUUUCUACAACAACCACAGCAUUGCCAAAAAUUCAGACUUCUACAACGACAAGUGCUUCAACAACAUCCACCACUAUGUCAACAGCGACUGCAUCUCCUACAUUAACAAUUUCUACAACAACCACAGCAUUGCCAAAAAUUCAGACUUCUACAACGACAAGUGCUUCAACAACAUCCACCACUAUGUCAACAGCGACUGCAUCUCCUACAUUAACAAUUUCUACAACAACCACAGCAUUGCCAA
This is a messenger RNA of Polypterus senegalus (gray bichir), 323 nucleotides long. RefSeq names its product cell wall protein DAN4-like. NCBI's taxonomy places the organism in Eukaryota, Metazoa, Chordata, Cladistia, Polypteriformes, Polypteridae. The record is from RefSeq and is a predicted model, not a curated record. The annotation marks the transcript as partial. The transcript has 6 exons.